Molecule: messenger RNA, 849 nt
Organism: Fusarium pseudograminearum CS3096
Lineage: Eukaryota; Fungi; Ascomycota; Sordariomycetes; Hypocreales; Nectriaceae
Exons: 1
Coding region: 1-849 (282 amino acids)
Biological process (GO): nucleobase-containing compound metabolic process
Molecular function (GO): nucleic acid binding; 3'-5' exonuclease activity
Source: RefSeq, a predicted model, not a curated record
AUGGCUACUCCUGCCAUGUCACCAAUCUUGAUCUCAACCCUUCCAGACCUCCUGAGCUUUAUUUCCUCGAUUUCUCAGUCUAGCACGCUCUAUCUGGACCUUGAGGGCAACAACCUCAGUCGCAACGGAAACCUCACCAUCAUAACCGUACUCAUCCAUCCUACACGAGUGACAGGCCUGAUCGAUGUCCAGACUCUCGGAAACUCCGCUUUCACUACGCCCACUUCCAGUGGAAACACCCUCAAAUCUAUCCUCGAAGAUACCCGAACAACCAAACGUCUCUGGGAUGUGCGGAAUGACGCUGACGCUCUCUGGGCUCACCACCAGAUCCGCCUCGCGGGUGUCACGGACAUACAACUCCUCGAGAAUGCGUCCCGCGCUGGUGACAAGACCUAUGUUCGCGGGCUUGACAUAUGCGUCGAGAGGGAUCUGGGACUAAAUGCCAUGGAGGUCCAACGCUGGACCAGAACCAAGAGGGAGGUAAAGGCUCUCAUGCAAAACGAUAUCUUCACCCGUCGCCCCUUGGACACUAAGACAAUGCAGUACUGCGUCAACGAUGUUCUAUACCUACCUGCACUCUACAGUGCCUAUGCAAAGCGCACUGAUGGCCAACGGAUGAAAAAGGUUAUGGACGAGAGCGCGCGCCGCGUAGUUGAUGCCUGCGGGCCCUCCUACGAGCCUCAGUACAAGGCAAACAAGUUGGGGCCUUGCGGAACAGGAUCAGGCAAGAGACUGUUGACAUUGGAGGAGGGUCUUGACAUGUGGGAGGACCAGCAGGUAGAUGAAAUGGAACAAGAACUCUUUGGACGUGGCGACAUGGAUGACGCGAGCUACUGGAGCAACUAUUGA